GUCAGACUUAAACAACACCCCCUUCUUCAAACUCGUUUAUCUGUAAUUGAACCUUUCCCUGAAGAAAACGUCUGGAAUGUAUUUAUUUUAUUGAAAUGAUGUGAAAGCAACAAGGAAGCCGACUUUUAAGGAUGGACACUAAUACGCCCCCUGAUAUCAGAUAAACUUCACAGACACUAUAGAAACUGCAGGUUUAGUGUAGUAAAGGAUGCAGCCCUCACCAAGACUAAAUGAAAGCUGUGAAGGAUGGGUGGUGCUGGUGUUAGCAGAAAUGUUCAAAAGGUAGAUGAACUAGUUAUAUUAGUUGGUGAGGAGGUAUAAUCAAAAGAGGAACUUUUUUCUACAUAAUUUACCCUUGGUGUUGAGCAAGGUAAACCCUGUGUAGAGUUACUGCAGCAAAUGAGAAUAUCAGAUGAUGGAGUGCCAUGAGAGAGGGCUGUGUGGGACUGGGGAGGUGGAGCUGGACCCCAACAUCGUGAGUGAGGAAGCAGGAAAACUGUACUCAGAACUACAGACUGUUAUAGAGACCCAUGGCGAAGGUGUGGUUGAGUCAUUGGUGCCCAUAUUUGUGUGGGUCCUGGAGGGGCUGGCAACCUGCAAGGCCCAGUUGAGGGAAAAGGAGGAGGAGGCGGAGAAGGAGAAAGCUGAGCGGGAAGAGCUGCUGGAGAGAUACAAAGCAGAGAGAACGCUUAGGAAAGAAAGUCAGGAGAGGUAUCUGGAGCUAGAUGACCAAAUUGAACAAGAGAGGAGAGCCUUGAAGGGGAGAGAGAUCGAGAGAGAACGACGAGAGAGAGAGCUAGAGAGGAAAGCGAGAGAGCAGGCUGAUCAGUUGGUGGCCUUGGAGGAGCAGAAAGCUAAUCUGGGCAGAGAACUAAGCACACUGAAGCUCACUCACAACAAGUUGGCUCAUACAUAUCGGGAAAUUUUGGAGAAGAGAAGAGAUUCUGAAAGAGAUUCCCCAUUAAGAAAUCACGUGCGACCCAAGAAUGUUGAAUUUUCCUCCAACCCAGUCCUUGAAUCCAAUGUUAAUGAAAAGAUGGUACAGAGACCACAUUCAAAUUCUGGUCCCCCUUCUUUAGAAGGCCUUGAAACCAAAGAUGGAAAUGCAAUUGAUAUUGCUGGAAAACCCGGCAAUCAUUUUAUCAAUGACAUCAUCAGCUCCACACCUGAGCUCAGGCAGUUUCACAUGGAUGCAAGCACUCCUGUAACAAGACCCAACACCAAAGAGGCUCCGAAAGAAGAGCUGGAGAAAAGUUUGGAAGAUGAGAUAGAGGAGAUGGAGGAGAAGGAGCCAGAAGCAGACAAAGAGCAGGGAGUGAAAAGGCAGGGAAAAGACGAGGAGCAGGAGGAAGAGGGGGAGGAAGAUGAUAGUAUGGAGUGGGAGCUUCGCAACACAGACUCUGUUUUCUCCGAGCUGUCGGAGCUGAGUCGGGAUUACGUGGAGAGCGUAGACCAAGGGGCCAGUGUUCGAGGCAGCACAGACCAGUUUGAGGAGAUUCUUUCUCAGUAUGAGGAACUGAAAGUCACCCAUGAGCUAGUUGAUGCUGCCCGUAAGGCUCUGAUAUCUCGAGUGGUGGAGCUGACUGAUGACCGUUCAGCUCUUCAGCUGGAAUUGUCGUCUCUGCAGGAAACAGCCUCACGUCUAGAGGGACGGAUAAAGGAGAAGGAGGAGGAAACUAAGAGACUUCGGAAAGAGCUGGAAGCUUGGCAGUCUGAGGAUCCAGAUGGAACUUCACCCACAACUAUGCGCCAGUUUUCUCGCUCUGAAAUGGCUCGUGUGGUGAUGGAGAAGAAUCAAUAUAAACAGCGUCUGUUUGAGCUGCAGGAGGCGGUUAGACGCAGUCAGACACUUAGAGCAACAAAAGAGGAAAGGUUAACAGAGGAAAAAAGGACAAGUGUUUGGAGGAAGUUCAACCGCUUGUUAGGCCUGACCAAGUCACCCUUACUCCCGCCUCCCACUUCUGCAUUCUCACGUCCCAUUUCUCCAUCACUCACCCGCUCUCCUCCGCGGCACCCCCAGCAACCAGCUGUCAGUCAAACUCAAGCCGAAUCUGCCUCCUCUGCUGCUCUCUCCCCUCGUGUCAGGAAAAGAGAACUCUACAGAGAAAUUCGCUCCCAUGUUUGGGGAUCUCUGGGGAAAAGGCAGAUCCAUGGCUGGAGCACACCGCUGGCAAACACACAGGAAUCCCAUGAACCAGUGCCUGAACCUAAAGAUGUCCCUGUUCUAGUGCGGCUCAGACUGUUGGAUCACAGAGACUCAACAGCAAAGCUGAACUGCGCAGUUGCUGUUACUCCUGAGAUCUCAGGAGAGGCUUCAUGCUCUGUGUGGGUUGUAUCUGGCCCCGCCUCCUGCAGUGAUAUUACAAUUAUUGAUCCGGCACGCUCCAACACGGUUGUGGAUCAGUUCAGCCUCCCUCCCACAGCUCCUGUCCUCUGCAUCUGUGCUGUGCCUCCCAUAGGUGACUCUAGGGGAACUGUAUGGAUCGGGACUCAGGAAGGAAGUAUAUUGGUCCACUCUGCCUCUGCUGGCAGGAGGCACUGUCUACAGUCUGUUUCCCUCUCAGAGAGUGUUCAUUCUCUUACGUAUUCCCAGGGUCAAGUCAUAGCUGGUUUAGGUGAUGGGACUUUAGCAUUUUUCUCUCAUGGUUCAGGUGGUUGGAAUCUACUGUCACACUCCACAAUGGCUCUGGGGUUUAACCCUCUGCAGCCCAUUCGCUGCUGCCUUGCAAAAGGAAACCGCCUGUGGGUGGGAUACUGGAACAAAAUCCAUAUAGUCGACACUGACACCAAGAAGACUGAGCAAAUAUUCUCAGUGUCAGAGCGCAGUGAGCAGCAGGUUCGAUUCCUGUCUGCUGGUGGGAGCGGUGUUUGGACGUCCUGCCGACUCGACUCAGUCCUCAGACUGUUUGAUUGGUCUACAGGACGGCCACUGCAGGAAGUUGAUUUAACUUCUUUGGUCACUAAAACAUUAGGCCCAGCCUUCCUGUCACUCUCACCUCUCCAGAUCUCAUCUCUCUCAGUCAUCUCUGGUCGUCUGUGGGUGGGCACAGGGGGUGGAGCCAUUUUCUCAAUCCCAUUAUCUAUAACAUCAGAGGACAUUUCUAUCCCAUAUUGCUCGAUGGCGACAGCACAGCUAUGUUACCAUGGACACAGACAAGCUGUCAGGUUCAUCUUUGCGGCCUCAGGUUGUUUGAUCACAUCUCAUGAAAGUAGCACUGUAACUACCUCUCAGCUUAUCCUCAGUGGAGGAGAGGGCUACAUCAACUUCCGAAUGGGAGACGAUGCUUCUGAUGGAUCAGCUGAGUUGUCCCAGUCUUCACCUCAGCGGUCUGAGCGCAGCCACAUGAUCAUCUGGCAGAAUCCCUCUCCCUCUGUUCCUAGCCCUGCCCUCUGACAGCACUCACAUCUCAUACACCAGCACUUUUUUGGACAAUGAUGGAAACAGACAAGUACAGAACACCAGCAGAGCUUUGAAAUGAUGCUUCAACAGAAAUAAAUGAGCCAUCAUGUGAAUGUGGCAGCAGUGAAAGUGUCCUCUUAAGAAAAUGUGUGGCACAAACUGUUUUAUCUGUGUUUACCUCAUACAUCAGGUUUAUCUAUUUUUUGUUUGAUCACUGUGGAUGAUGAUCUCUUACCGUGUGCCUUAUCUCGUCUCAUCAUUUCUGUCAAAUUGGUCAGUAAUUCAGCUGCCCGGUUUUCAACAGCUAGUUUCAUUUGCACUGAAACUGUAUACUCAGUUUCUGACUUAUACUCAGAUCAGAUACUCAGACAUCAGAUCUUUAUGUCAUACUUCUUUUGAUCAGAAAGUUUAACUUAAUAAUGUGGCUGCUCUUGAGGCUGCUGUGUACAUACUGUAGUGUUAACUGUGAUCUGGAAACUGGUAUUGAUCUUCCCUCAGUGCAAAGACAAUCAGACAUUUAGUAUCUCCUGAUGCUGCAUCAAGAUCGGGCAUUACUAAUUCUGAUUGAAUGUGGGUGUUUUGCAUGUUAUUUUUCUCCACAUUAAAUGUGGUGUAAAACUUAUACUGCACAUGUAUAUCUGUCUUUGUAAAGAUGUGGAAUAUCCCAUCUUUUAAAUGCCAUCUUUGAGUGCUCAUCCUUUGAAAUUAUUUAUUUUCUCAAUCAUUUUUGUCUUUGCCUUUUAAUUUCCUGGUUUUUCUUUUAAUUUGAUUUCUGUAUCAUUUUUUAAAUAAGGAAAGCAAAUCCUUUCAAUGCAGUAUAUAAGUGCAAUUACACAUGGUUGCACACAUAAAUAAAAUGUGUUCUG
Molecule: messenger RNA, 4266 nt
Organism: Cheilinus undulatus (humphead wrasse)
Lineage: Eukaryota; Metazoa; Chordata; Actinopteri; Labriformes; Labridae
Product: C-Jun-amino-terminal kinase-interacting protein 3
Exons: 28
Coding region: 413-3394 (993 amino acids)
Biological process (GO): vesicle-mediated transport
Cellular component (GO): cytoplasm
Molecular function (GO): signaling receptor complex adaptor activity; MAP kinase scaffold activity; kinesin binding
Source: RefSeq, a predicted model, not a curated record